CUGCACCUCCCCAAAAACCAGCUUCAGGUUUGCAAGUAAUUGCUACUAUAGUUAAUCGGGGCCAGGUCCCUCUGCUCUGCACCCCGGUGCUAGACCCCUGGUGCUCUCCGGUUCCCCAUGCACAACCCUCCGUGGCCUCCUCCUUUCCGCAGCUGCUCGCCCACCGCCAUGCUGCCCCUGCUGUCCCUGCGCCUCUGCCCACGGUGCCCACGCCACUCUCCCACCCGGCUCCUCGCGGCGGCAGCUGCCCAGCAGCGUAACUACUAUGAACUGUUGGGGGUGCAUCCUGGUGCCAGCACUGAAGAAAUUAAACGAGCUUUCUUCUCUAAAUCCAAAGAGCUCCAUCCUGAUCGAGACCCAGGGAACCCGACCCUGCACAGCCGCUUUGUGGCGCUGAGUGAGGCCUACCAAGUGCUGAGCCGGGAGGAGAGUCGCCGCAACUAUGACCAGCAGCUCCAUGCCACUAUGCCCCCAACCUCAGGGAAAACAGUCCGGCACGGGCCAGCACACCAGACAUACAGAGACCCUUGGGAAGACCCCAACGCGAGAUACUGGGCCCAGUUCCGUGGUGUGAGGCCUCAGGGGUCAGAGGAGAGGCGACAGCAGCAGAAACUCAACAAGCGGGUGAUGGGUUACUGUGUGCUGGUCAUGCUGGCAGGCAUGGCCCUGCACUACGUGGCCUUCAGAAAGCUGGAACAGAUUCACCGGAACUUCAUGGAUGAGAAAGAUCGAAUCAUCAUGGCCAUCUACAAUGAGACUCGAGCUCGUGCCCGCGCCAGGGCCAAGAAGGCCAGGCUGGAGCAGGACGCACAGCAGAGCCAGGCGCUGGCAUCUUCGCCCAGACCCGUCGCGGGACCCGAGGUCGUGCCCCCUGGCACCAGCCCCUGAAGUCCCCCCCAAACCCCAUGCAAUAAAGAGAUUCCCAGA
This is a messenger RNA of Suncus etruscus (white-toothed pygmy shrew), 927 nucleotides long. It is a transcript of the gene DNAJC4, whose product is annotated as DnaJ heat shock protein family (Hsp40) member C4. The record is from RefSeq and is a predicted model, not a curated record. Bases 118 to 888 code for a protein of 256 amino acids. Lineage: Eukaryota; Metazoa; Chordata; Mammalia; Eulipotyphla; Soricidae. The transcript is spliced from 6 exons.